Molecule: messenger RNA, 8050 nt
Organism: Chara braunii
Lineage: Eukaryota; Viridiplantae; Streptophyta; Charophyceae; Charales; Characeae
Source: the annotation of a GenBank genome assembly
AGUGUAGACACUAUCUGCCUAACUAAUGAGUGGGUCUGACCCUGUUGAUGAUAGAGCUGACGAAAGGAGACUAACAUGUGCACGGGCACUAAGGGUACCGCACGUGUUCCAGGCCUUACAACCGGGAGACGAAGCACAGCUUCGGGCCGAACGUAGAGCCCGUGCUCUAGCAGCGGGGAUAGCAGCAGCAAACGCAGCAGCUAGAGAGCAGGCAACAACAGCCAGAGCAGCAGCGAUGGCUAACGGCGCAAGCUCCGCUGCGUCAUCAUCUGCGUCCUCGUCAGGGACUAAUGGGGGCCAGUUGGGAAUGCCAACAAGCUCCACAAGUUCCUCAGGCACUUCCGGUUCCACAGGUUCUAGACAGUCUUCUAGUCAAAUGGCGGGCUCGCAAUUCAGCCUGUUGACCCCGCGUCAAGGGGAGCUCAGAGAGAUCCAGCAGGUCGAGAUGCUCCGCCGUAAGUUAGAGCAGGACCUGAAAGAAGCUACCGAUAGAGAAAAUGCGAUGAUAACUAGAGCAGCCAGACUUGAAACUUUAGAGGCUGACAAGGCUGAACUAGAGGGCUUGGAUGAGUCAGCUAUGUCUGACGACAUGAAAGUUUUGAAGAAGAAUAUGUUGUCACUACACGCACACGUGGACAACAAAUUAGACUUCAUGCAGAGCACUCUAGACCAGAUCCUGGAUGCUUUGACAAAGCCAGGAUUCCGGCCACCAGGACAAUCGCCGUUGCCGUUAUCGGCGAUGUCAGGCCCCUUUCCGGUUCAAGCUGGCACACAGCCAAGUGGCACAUCUGCAGCAGCCGCACAGACUGUUGCAUCUUCUUCUUCGGGUCCAGCGGUGGUUGCUACACCACCGCAACAACCUGUUCCUACACAAGGACAACAGCAAGGUCAAUGGUAUCCCAAGACCCCAAUGAAACCGCCUCUUGCCUUCUCAGGCGAGAGGAAGGAUGAGGAACUCAACACAUGGUUGAGGACGGUCCCGGUUUGGGUGAAGGCCAAAAGGACCUUGCCAGAGGAUGAAGUGGUAACUGCGGCAUCUUACCUAGAGGGUAAGGCAACCAAAUGGUUAGAUGGUGUAGUUGUGAAGGCCAAGUAUGGGCGACGCAUGGCGGACUGGGCCAAGUCUUUGACUCUAGACCAGUUCAUGGAGAUGGUAGAGGCUCGAUGGCAUAACCCACAGGAGGCACAAAGGGCCACUGAUGCCAUAAAUAAACUAGACCAGCGCAAGUUCCGGUCAAUUAGAGAGCUUACGACUACCGUUGAGAGCCUGAUCCUCGUUCCGGGCAUCAACUACAGUGACCAGUUCCUGUUAACUACUUUCAUUAGAUGUCUUCUAGAGAAUAUCAGGAACUUACUAGCCAGUGAGGCACGCACCGAGUACCACUCAUUUGAGACAUUGUCUAGGAAGGCUUUAGAUUUGGAGGCCACGCUAGGCAAUGCUCAACCCACUUCAGGAAAUGACUCAAAGAAGAAGAAGAGUCCUCAGGAGUGGAAGAAGAAGGGGGCGAAGUUGAUGAUGGUGGAGUCUGAUGGGACUCAAACAGAGAUCGGCGAGCUCUCUGACCUGGUGGACUACACAGAGUUUGACGGCGAGGAGAUAGCUGAGGGUAGCACCCUCGCCGCAGUAGUAAAGACUAAGGCAGGUGGCCGAGGGAAGGGCCAACCUAGGGGAUUGAGUGUUUCCAUGGAUUUCAUGGACACUCUUGUGACCAGCAAGAGUGGUAAGAGGCACAUUUUCGUCAUCAUUGACCGAUUCACCAAGUACGCUAGACUAAUACCAAUGCCAGAGACAGCCAGAACAGAAUACGUCAUCAAGUUGUUCAAGGACAACUGGGUAAGGGACUUUGGUUUACCAAAGACCAUCAUUAGUGACCGAGACGUCCGAUUCACAAGUGAGCUGUGGAAGAAGACUGCGGAACAGAUGGGCAGUCAACUUCAGAUGACUUCAGGGAAUCAUCCCGAAGCCAACGGACAGGCCGAACAAAUGAAUAGAGUGGUACAACACUUGUUGAGGCAUUACAUCAAGCCCAGCCAUGAUGACUGGGAUGAGCAGUUACCUCUCAUCGCCAGCUUGUACAACAAUGCUAUACAUAGCAGUAUCGGCGUUAGUCCUAACCAGCUGCACUUAGGAUGGAAGCCUAGAUCAACAUUAGACUUCCUCCUACCUGAAAACCGACCCGCUGCAACUCCAGGCACACUUGAAUACGGUGUGCAAUAUGAGAAGUUGCUGCAAGAUGCUGUUGAACAUAUAAAGAAAGCUCAGCAAGCAAUGAUUGCUUCUGAGAAUCAACAUCGCAGACAGUCCACAUUUCAGGUAGGGGAACUUGUUUGGGUUAAGGCUAGUGAGUUAGGACAGGAGUUCGGAAUAUCUCGCAAACUAAUGCCUCAGUACUUUGGUCCCUGGGAAGUCUUGGAUGUGGGAGAUGAGUUGGAUGGUCCCACAUAUGUCAUUCGUGUCCUACCACCUAGCGCUGGCCUGCUUGCUCUUAGCGCAGCACUGCCUUGCACAGCGCAGCACACAUGCAUCCGCGCAGUGUGCCCGUACGGUCUGUACGAGUUUGUGGUGAUGCCUUUCGGCCUUUGCAAUGCGCCUGGCACCUUUCAGCACGCUAUGAAUUGGAUAUUCCAUGACUACUUGGAUAAGUUUGUCAUCGUGUACCUCGAUGACAUACUUAUUUUUAGUAAGACUGUCAAGGAGCAUGUUGCACAUUUGGACAAAGUCCUCAGCCUCUUGCGACAGCACAAGUUCAAGAUCAACGGUGAGAAGUGCGAGUUUGGCCGCACCCGUGUCUUGUACUUGGGUCAUGAGAUAUCCGCGGAAGGGUUAAAGCCCGAUGACGCGAAGGUGGCCAGCAUUCGUGAUUGGCCACGUCCUCAGUCUGUGACCGAGAUGAGAUCUUUCUUAGGAAUGACAGACUACUAUAGGACUUUUGUUAAGAACUAUAGCAUAGUGGCCGCUCCUUUGACUGAUCUGACUUGCCUUGACACCCCAUGGGAGUGGACAGAUGAGUGCGAGGCUGCUUUCAGACAUCUGAAGCAUGCGUUGACGCACUACGAGGUCUUGAAACUUCCUGAUCCUGAUAAGCCGUUUAUAGUCACCACGGAUGCCAGCCAAUAUGGCAUUGGCGCCGUGCUGGCGCAGCAGGAGGGGCCAAAGUUGAGGCCUGUAGAGUACAUGUCCAAGAAAAUGCUGUCUCAAAAGUUGGCUAAGUCCACCUAUGAGAAGGAACUAUAUGCGGUUUACAAGGCUCUGACCCAUUGGAGGCACUAUCUCCUUGGGAGGUUUUUCAUCCUCAGGACUGAUCAUCAGAUUCUGAGAUGGAUGAGAACUCAGUCGGUACUCUCUGACGCUCUCAAGCGUUGGAUCGAAGUCAUUGAGCAGUAUGACUUUGACCCUCAGUAUCUUAAAGGGGAGUGCAACAAGGUUGCUGAUGCCUUGUCGCGUAGACCUGAUACCUCAGGUGCGCUGAUUACUAAGUUAGAUCUGACGGGCAGUGUUACUCAGUCUUUGGUGGAAGCCUAUCACGAGGACCAGUUCAUGUUUGAGAUCAUACACAGACUUGAGGCGAAGGACAAGAAGACUUCUGCCGAGUUUGAGUUGAUCAAUGGCUUGCUGUUUCUUGAGAAGGAAGGGAAUAAACGAUUGUGUGUCCCGAAUAGCGAGUCUUUGAGUAGUUUGUUUUUAGGUGAGUGCCAUGAUGCCACCGACCAUUUUGGGUAUAAGAAGACCGCAACCAAUCUGCUGCAGCGGUUCUGGUGGCCCACGAUGAUGCGAGAUGCUCAGUUGUACGUGGAGACUUGUCAAGUCUGUCAGAGAGACGAGCCACGUACGCAGGCUUCUCUUGGGCUCCUGAAGCCCCUUCCGAUUCCGGAACGGCCUAGUGAGAGUCUGUCCAUGGACUUCAUGGAUACCCUGGUCACCAGCAAGAGUGGGAUGCGACAUAUCUUCAUCACCGUGGAUAGGUUUAGUAAGUAUGCUAGGUUAGUAGCAAUGUCGGAAACAACAAAGAUGGAGUAUGUGAUCAGGAUGUUCAAAGAGAACUGGGUCAGGGACUUCGGUUUACCGAAGUCUAUUAUCAAUGACAGGGAUGUCCGGUUUACCAGCGAGUUGUGGAAGGCCGCUGCUGCAGAGCAGGGAACUCAGUUGCAAAUGACUUCUGGGAAUCACCCAGAGGCCAACGGACAGGCCGAGCAACUGAACCGCGCUGUUCAACACCUGUCGAGGCAUUACAUCAAGCCCAACCAGGUGGACUGGGAUGAGAAGCUUGCUCUCAUCGCCAGUUUGUACAACAACGCUGUACACAACGCCACCGGGGGGGAUCUGAAGGAAGAGGACGACUCGGAGGAAGAUGAGAGGAGGAACUUUCUUCAUCCCAGUCCAGUUCACUUCAAGGAACGUGGCUGCUUUAGGAUUUACACUUCUGAACUGGAGGGAUGGGGGGCGAACGAUCUCGUAGUCGGAUCCUCCUCUGAGUCGGGCUUAACGGUUGCCAAGAAGGGGAACAAUAGCCGAGAACGGCACAACGUAACGGGGGGUAAUAUGUCAGCAAAGGCGAAAGAUCAAAUUGUUCAAUCGUCAAACCUCGUUAUGGGAAGCAUCGUAGACACUAGGUUGAAUCGCCUCAAUGGAACAUCACAUGGUGGUUAUGAGCCCGCCUCAAGGUGUGAGUUGUCAUCCAGGAUCGAGGACGUGUCCUCGACUGGCGACACAACACUUACCAUUCAACGACACAAAGAAGGGGUUCCAAAUGAAGCGAACACCAAGCAUGAGACAGAAGCAACUCCUAAAUUGAGUGGAGAAGUGGCGGAGGCUGCAGAAUUGACAGCCGCCAUAUCAAAGAGUCUCAGAGCAAUCUCACCUCGCUUGUCCACAGAACCACCUGGUGCAAAAGUUCUCGAUUCCAAUGGUGUUAGUGGGAGUUCUGGUACCCAGAGCAUUAUGCGUGGCAGUCCCACAGCUGGGACACACUCUGCGUACAACAGGGAAACAUCAAUGCUGCCACCAGGAUCACUAUCACCAGGGGAAGCUGCCCCUAAGCAGGAUUUAACAUCGCGCCCCCAGGCUGCACGACCAGCAAGAAGGCCUUUGCCAGCAGAGCAUCACCAUGAUCAGGCCUGCAGACUCUGCACUUAUCAUGGGUUACCUGUGGGCGGAGGCCUGAGCUGUCCCAACACAAGUGCUGCAUUACGAGGGUUCACACCAGGACAUCCCUCAGUUUGCAAUGAUAAGGGCGUGAGCUGUCCCCACACAAGUGUUCUGUUAGGAAGGUUCGAACCAGGACAUCCCUCAGUUUGCAAUGAUGAGGGUGUGAGCAGUCCCCUCGCAAGUGCUGCACUAGGAGUGUUCGAACCAGGACAUCCCGCAGGUUGCAAUGAUAAGGGUGUGAGCUGUCCCCACACAGGUGCUGCAUUAGGAGGGUUCGAACCCGGACAUCCCUCAGUUGAUGAUAAGAACGUACAAUAUCACAGUGGCAAGAAACCUUAUCAACCUCAUCACAAUGAUUGCUCAGGUCAUAGCGAGGGACAGAUAGGGGCAAGGACCGAGGUGAGGAGGGGUACUCGGAAAGACAAAGACACAACCUUCAUGGGAAGAAAUGACUCAUCCGAGCCUAGUAACCAAUACGUGUGUGCAAGAUUCCUCCUGGAUCGCUUCAAAGCGGUUUGUGCCGAGUCUGCUGUCGGUACUGAAAGCCUUCCGAGAACAGGGUCAAAAGCUGGAGGGGCAUCGCAGUGCCAGUCACCUCCCGCAGCUGCAAGCUGUAAAGAUGAAACACUCGGUCACAGGCUAUGCUCACCUGAACACUUUCAUCGAGUAGGAGAUGGUCCUAGACACAGCAUAAAGGUUCCAAACUCUACUGUUUGCAGCAUCGAUGGCAACACAAAAAAUAGGGCACCUUUGGGGAUCGGGUCUGACACAUCUUCUGGGUAUGGCUGCUCCCUUGAUGCAAGACUGAAACUGCCACAAGUUUCGAGUCCCAGCUUUCAGUCCAUUCCCACUGCAGUUCCAGUGCCACAAGGUUGUGACUUAGGGAUUGCUAGAGCUGGCAAUUAUCCCAUGCCAGUGCCAACAGCAGACACGAACUUGAUUGCAGGCUGCAGUUUCAGUCCUGUGCGGCCAGCUACAAGCACCCAAGAAGAGUCCGAGCGUUUGUCAGCAAUUGAGCUUCUCCGCGACCUUCCUGAUGAUGUUCGAAACACGCGAGUGACCGAGGAGAUGAAGCGCUUGGCAUUACAGAUAGUUCUUACAUCCCGUAACCAUCGUCCCACCAGGGUAUUAUUUGUACAUGGUGAUACCAGAAAGGGCAACUUCAAGCGAGAAGACAAUCAUAAUUCUGUUUCACAAAAUCCAGCAGCUCACUACACAUGGAUGAAAUCAAGCUUGUACUCGUCGCACGUUUGCAAAGCUGGCGGUGAUAAACAAGCAGAACCUCGCGGUGGCCGAGUUGUGGAAGCACUCUGUCAGCUUGAGACCAACAGGAGGUUCUCCCAGGCUGCUGACCAAGCAGGAGAGAGACUUGGUACUGCGAACGUGACUGAGCUUCCGGGUCAUUCCAUGAGACUGAUUAAUGGUCAAACCACAACAGAUGAAAAAAGUGGCACAAACUUUGGAAAAUGUUGCCGAAAUUCUGCUCAUGCAAACAUAAGAUGCAACUUGAAAGCAAGAGACACCGAAGCUUCAAGUGGUGACUCGACUGCACAUCACCAGGGCAUGGUGCGUGCAGAUUGUUUGCAAUCAUGUUCAGGUGAGAGAUCGCAGCAACCCCAAGGCCUUUCCAAAUCUGGACUUCCAUCUUCUCCUAAAUCUGAACGAUUACCUCCUGCUUCGGAUGAUGGAGGACAACCACAGUCACCUGAACAAGCUGCACAGAAAGGGCCGCUGCUGCUGCCGCAUCGUCUUCGGCUGCAGCACAUGAUUGACGACUUUCUAACACAUUCACAAACAUUCGUUCAUCUUGCACGGAAAGACUGUGAAGGUGUUGUAGGAGCUCGUGGGGGGAUUUUCGUUACAGGCAAUGAAGGAUUCAACCGUCCUCAGGAAAGAUGUCAGAGUUCUCCUAGACACCAUCAUAAUCGCAGUGAGAGAGGGUUUCUGCACCCAUAUGUAGAUUAUCAUGACAAUAUGGACAGCGAUACAAUCUGUUUUCCGUUUCGGGAAGUGCCUUUCAGUGAAUCAGAAAUGUGGGCAGUCAAGGAUUGUUGGGAUAGCCGCAGUGCAUCUCGUAUCACGCACGCGAGCAAAUGGAUGGAAGGUUAUGGUCACGGUACAGCUGAGCAAGAUCGGCAUCAUGUCAAUUGCUGCAGAGCUGAGAGAGAUCAGCAUAGUCUGGAUGAACACUGCUUAGCUAGGAAUGAUGGUGAUAAGGUUGGGAGUGACUGCGGUUCAGGGAAUCGGGGAAGCAUGGCAAGGACGGCGAGACAACCCGAAAAUUGCAAAAGUUGUUUUCAGAGCAAUGGACGGGUGCAAAAGGAGCAGCUGAGUACGAAAGAGUGCGACGACUGUGUCGACACCUCGUCAACUACGAGUCAAAGUCAAAGCCAAAGCAAAAGUCAGAGGCAAAUUCACAGUAAUCCGGAUCACCGAUGCAACGAGUUUCAGGAACUGGAAACCAAAAGAGUGUUCCUUUCACAGUCAGUAGGUUCUCCAGGAGCAAAUCCCAGACUCAGUGAACCUCUUCCUGGAGCAUUUUGCCAUGGCGAAAGGGGGCGACUUGAUGAGCAGUCGCUGUUUUAUCCUCAUCAUGGCAGAAGCGGUGGAGGGGGGUCCAAAGAAGUGCAGAUGCUACACCAGAGCAUUGCCAAGUACAACUGUCGUAAUGCGCACUGGUACAAGCAGAGAAAUGCUGGUCGGGGGGGAAUGAGAGGAAGGCAGCACCGGAGCCAUGGACCAUACAUUGGUAGCCGGCUGCUUUCUGGGCAAGCAAUGGACAUUGAUGUAAAGCGUGAGAGAGGGGCAUGCAUAACACUUGCAGAAGGUAGGUAAGUUCCUUCCAGAGACACCUGUCCAUACCUUGUGUAUCUUGUGGGAACUUAACCAGAUUGUGCUCCAAUU